Mugil cephalus (flathead mullet) is the source of this 6702-nucleotide messenger RNA. RefSeq names its product chloride channel 2c (gene clcn2c). Gene Ontology annotation, molecular function: voltage-gated chloride channel activity. The transcript has 25 exons. Lineage: Eukaryota; Metazoa; Chordata; Actinopteri; Mugiliformes; Mugilidae. The coding region runs from base 222 to 2966 and encodes 914 amino acids. Gene Ontology annotation, biological process: transmembrane transport; chloride transport. Gene Ontology annotation, cellular component: membrane. The record is from RefSeq and is a predicted model, not a curated record.
CUUGCUGGAGACUUGAGGCUAUAAAAUGAAGGAACUUGCUGUAAUCGGGACGCACUCUUUAGUUGGAGUUCUCUUAGUGGACUCCUUAACAGAAACUAUAGCCAGUCCAAUGCUUUAAUCACUGCAUACACACACACCCAGAGACAUAUCGCUGUCGGUUCCCUCUGACUUCUGAGCUGAAAAUCCUUCACCCAGUCGCCGGCUGGAGACGGAGCAGAGCCAUGGCAGGGGACGGGUCAGACCAGCGGGCGCUGCAGUAUGAGCAAACUCUGAUGUAUGGGCGCUACACCCAGGAGCUCGGGGUGUACGCCAAAGAGGAGGCCGCUCGGCUGAGGGAGAGCGGGCAGAGGCGAUCGGUGACCGAGAGAAGCCGGACCCUAGACCUGCUGGAGUAUGACAAGGGGCGCUGUGCCAAGUGUCGCAUCUGCACAGUUCGCUGUCAGAAGUUCCUGAUCUCGCGGGUCGGGGAGGACUGGAUCUUCCUCAUCCUGUUGGGACUCGUCAUGGCCCUGGUCAGCUGGGUGGUGGACUUCUGCAUCGCCAUCUGCCUACAAGCACAGAAGUGGAUGUACGGCGGCCUGGACAGUAACGUGUUCCUUCAGUACCUAGCCUGGGUCACCUACCCUGUGGUCCUCAUCACCUUUUCUGCUGGCUUCACUCAAAUCCUCGCCCCGCAGGCUGUUGGUUCAGGUAUACCAGAGAUGAAAACCAUCCUGCGAGGAGUCGUGCUCAAGGAAUACCUCACCUUCAAAACUUUUGUGGCCAAAGUUAUCGGCCUCACCUGCGCUCUAGGCAGUGGCAUGCCUCUGGGCAAGGAGGGUCCGUUUGUACACAUCGCCAGUCUGUGCGCCGCUCUCCUCAGCAAGUUCAUGUCUCUGUUUGGAGGGAUCUAUGAAAAUGAGUCCAGGAACAUUGAGAUGCUGGCUGCAGCCUGUGCUGUGGGAGUGGGCUGCUGUUUUGCUGCCCCCAUAGGAGGGGUGUUGUUCAGUAUCGAAGUAACGUCCACAUUCUUUGCGGUGAGGAACUACUGGAGAGGUUUCUUUGCCGCUACCUUCAGUGCCUUCAUCUUCAGAGUCCUAGCUGUUUGGAACAGAGACGAAGAGACCAUCACGGCUCUCUUCAAAACCCGCUUCCGACUAGACUUCCCCUUUGACCUCCAGGAGCUUCCUGCCUUCGCUGUCAUUGGCAUUGCCAGUGGUUUUGGCGGGGCGUUGUUUGUUUACCUGAACCGACUGAUUGUUCAGUUCAUCAGGAAACAGAAGGCCAUCAACAGGUUCCUCAUGAAAAAGCGUCUGCUGUAUCCAGCACUGGUCACUUUAAUCAUCUCCACACUAACGUUUCCUCCUGGCUUUGGACAGUUUAUGGCUGGAAGACUGACUCAGAAGGAGUCUCUGGUGACACUACUGGACAACAGGACGUGGGCCAAACAGGGCAUCGCUGAGGAGUUCGAAUACUUCAGUAAUUCCCAAGCUUGGAAACACCCGCAACUCAAUGUCUUCGUGACGCUCGUCCUCUUCAUCGUCAUGAAGUUCUGGAUGUCUGCCCUGGCCACCACCAUCCCAGUCCCCUGUGGAGCCUUCAUGCCAGUGUUUGUCAUCGGGGCAGCCUUUGGUCGUCUGGUUGGAGAAAGCAUGGCAGCCUGGUUCCCAGAUGGCAUUAACACAGAUGGUACCAUCUACCCCAUAGUGCCAGGAGGCUACGCCGUUGUGGGUGCCGCAGCCUUGUCCGGAGCGGUCACCCACACGGUUUCCACCGCGGUCAUCGUGUUUGAGCUGACUGGCCAGAUCUCACACAUCCUGCCAGUGAUGAUAGCAGUGAUCCUGGCUAAUGCCGUGGCUCAGUCCCUGCAGCCCUCCCUCUACGACUCCAUCAUCAGGAUCAAGAAGCUGCCGUACCUUCCCGAGCUGGGCUGGGGACACCAUGAGAAGUAUAAUAUUCGUGUGGAGGACAUUAUGGUGCGAGAUGUCCGGUACAUCACACUCAACUGCUGCUACAGAGACCUUCAUAACGUCCUGCUGACAGGGCACCUAAAGACUCUGGCACUGGUGGAAUCAGCUGAGUCAAUGAUUCUGUUGGGCUCCAUCGAGCGUGCCCAGCUCCAGUCGCUGCUCUCUCAGCAGCUCGGUCGCUCCAGACGGAUGGAGUACAUCAGGGAACGAGCUGACGCAGAGAAAAAGCGCCUGUCUGUCGUGUCGAGCCUAGGCAGCGAGGACGGCAGCCAACGGGCCAGUCAGGAAGUCCGCUUCCAGAUCUCUACUGAGGAGUCGUCCUUCAGUCCAACUCGUCCAGCAUCUCAGAAGCCCCUGAAACCUGCCCUGAAAAGAUCCUCGGUGGUGGAGCGACCCACUGACCUUCCCACCAGCCCACAUGAUAAUUCUGGCAUUGCACUGAAGAACCUGUUCUGCGCCAGUCCAGAUGCAGAAGGCCUGGAGAAAAACAACAACUUGGAGAUUCCCACGGCUCCUGAGCAAAGGAGGCCGUCCAAACGAGUCCGGAUAUCCGUUGUGGAGCCACCGCCCAACCUAAAGAAUUUCUCUGGGGAUGACGGAGAUGUGGAGGAUGACAUGACCAUCAGAGAGAUCGCAGAGUGGGAGGAAAAGCAGCUUGAUGAGCAGGUCAACUUCAACAACUGCAAGAUCGACCCCGCCCCGUUCCAGCUGGUGGAGCGCACGUCGCUGCAUAAGACCCACACCAUCUUCUCCCUGCUGGGCCUUGACCACGCCUACGUCACCAGCAUCGGGCGCCUCAUCGGGGUGGUUUCCCUCAAAGAGCUCCGCAAAGCCAUUGAGGGCUCAGUGACGGUGAAAGGCGUGAAGGUACGGCCGCCUCUCGCCAGUUUCCGGGACAGCGGCACCAGCAGCAGCGAGAACGAGGCCACCGAGCUCCACAAGCUGUGGGACCGCCACAAGAGCAUGUCGCUGCCCCGCGAGCCCACCCCCUCCGAGUCCGACGAGAAGUCCCAGUGAGGGAAAGUCGGGGAGGUGGAGGGGGAGGAAGGAGAGCAGGUGAAGGAAGAAGGGGAAGCAUUGAGGUCUUUAAUCUCCCAAAGCCACAUACAUGCAAAAUUCCUCAGGGCUUAGGAUCAAUAUUUAAUUCUGGAAAGAGUUCUACUGCAGCGCCAGCCUCUUCUUCAACGCUUUCCCUUAUCUGCUCCUCUCCCUCCCCCUCCGCCACAUCCUUUGCUCCGUGAACCAGCGAGUGCUUUUACCAAGAGCUUGGCACUGACACAGCAGGCACUCUACAAGAGCAGGGGGGUACAACUCAAUCUGUGCCCUGCUCUCCAGUUUCCCUUGGGAGCCCACAGCGGAGCGAAUGUGGAUUAGGGGCCAAGAAAGAAAAGACACUUGUUGGUCGCGUCCAACAGGGGACCGGGACUGGGUUAAGAUCAUUUUAAAAAAAAAAAAACAAAAUGAAAAAAACAGUAAAGGGAUGUUAUUUUUUUUUGUUGUUUUUUUUUAGCAGACUUUGUUAAGCUUGUACCUUUUAUAGUAGGAAUCAAAGUUUCGACCUGCAGAAGUUAUAAUUUGAACGAGUCUUCCACUUCAGAGAAAUUCAGCACGAGGAAGAAUACUGUAACAGAUGCAUGUGCUGAGAGUGAAUGAAACGAGAACGUGUGACUGUACGUGAAUAGGGAGGUAGCAGAUGACUAUUUCUCAUAGGAUUUUUUUUUUUAUUGCCUUUAGGACACAUUUCAUUGCAUUUUCCUGCUUUGCUGCUGAGUUUAUUUCUGACUGAUCAGGUGGUCUGUGUUUAACUGGAAUGAUCAUUUCUUUGUAGAUUACACUACAGUUUGUCCCGAGCAUCGGACUCAUAAAGGGACAGAAGCCUUAGUUUUGUAUAUUUAUCCCUCUUCUCCACUGUAUGCUCAUCCCCUCACUGCGAGUCUUAGUUUUCAGGUUGAGAGUACAGCCUAUGCAAGCAGACAUGCCUGUUGGCAGAGAUGGUGACGGAGGCACCUGUAGCCCCCUGCAUUGACGUCCACUCAUUUCAUAGUGUAGCUACUGCCUUGCAUUACAUACACACAAACACACACAGCGCAGAUGCACUCUGAGAGUGGAGGUUUUCUCCUUAUCUAAAUAUAGCUCUUAAUAAGCGUUCCAGAAAAGGUUGGGGCGGAUGGAGAGGGCAGGAAGCGAAGGGGGGAGGGACAGAGGAAGAGGAGAGAGCAAAUGGAUGGCUGAAAGAAUGAAGACAUCAUUACCUAACCAGCUGCUCUGGGCCCUCUCAUCAAUCUGCCUUUGAACGCCACGUUAGCUAACCUCCUUUAGUGUGUAGUGUCAGAGACGCAAGCCCAACAGCUGUAUGACGUAAUGGUCCGGACUCGACGCACGCCAACGUGUGAGCAGAUUCGUCCUGAUUAAUGUACGGCGACGGCCUGAGUAAACUGGAGACGCAUGACUGACAGAGAGCCUUCAGAGAGGAAUGGUUCAGGUUUACCAACAGAAAGCUGCAUAAUUAGUAACAUCCCUGAAAAAAAACUGGCCCACGCCGUCCAAAGACUGAACCUGGAGCUUGUGGCGUCGUAUCGUAACGGCAGCGUGGUUUCUUAUUUCUGACAUGACAGAUAACGCCGAGCAGUUUGUGUUUAAUAAUUCACAUCUGCCAUAAUGCUCCAGGUCAGCAGAAAAAAAUUGAUCUGUUUCCCUUUCCCCCCGACCCUCCAUCAUUUCCUGUCUUUUCCACCUCCGUUUCUUUUACUUCUCUCGCCUACUGACUCCUAGUGCUUCCUUUUAGACACACCCCUGUUUGUUUGUUGUUUUAUUUUUGUUUGUGUGUAACUUAUUUUGGGACCAGCUGAGGGAUCGCCACUACUCCCCGCCGACUUACGCCCUGCAGUUUGAAUGCCUUAAAAGCACACUCACACACUCCAAACACCACUGUCACUUCUGCCUACGACGCAACGCAUGGACAUCGUUUGGUUUUGUCUUGCUCCGCGCUGCCGAUUUUAAAAGUCCUCCCCGUGACCCAGCAUGGCUUGGCAUGAGAGAGCGCAUGCGGGAUAUGCCGUAUAUGAUCAAAGUGUACCAAAAAAAACAAAACAAAACAAAAAAAAAGCUUGACAGAAAUGAAUACGGGGCGAGUGAAUGGUGUUGUCUUACGUUCGCCAUCUUGUGCCUGAACAGUGGCAUCUUCCACUCGUCCAGCGAGCUUCAUUCAUUGCCUGAUUUUGAACUGGGUAUGGGUUCUUUGGGUUUGCGUACGUAUACUUACAGAUUAAUAUAUUUAAUAUCAUUCUUGUAAUAUAAAAAAAAUCAUAAUUUAAUGUCUUAACCAAUCCUUGGGGCUUGUUUUUUUGAUAUGUGUUGUAUUUUUGUCACAUUUGAUGAUUUGAAAUGAGAUUUUCAUGCAUUUUUUUUAUUUUUCUUUGGUUGUUUGUUUUAACACGCUGUUCGAAACCUUUCUACUAUGACAGACAUUUUAUUUGUAAAGUGCAAAUAACACUAAGUGGGCGAAGGCUCGCCAUGGCUGCCUGACGGGGAAAAACAAAAGAGAUGUAAUAAUCAAGUGAAGGGACCAGCAUGUGGUCUGUUGCUGUUCAUUCCACAAGUGCCUCCUCUUCUUUAUCAGCAGGAAUAAGCAAUCGGCACCCAAGUGUCUGGAGCUGGUUUUCUAGUCGUAUGCAUGUAGACGAGGCACUUUUCACACGCGCACACACACAAACACACCGGUAUGUAUGUAUGGAAGUUGGGGAGGGGGGUCACCGCGGUGUGCAGUUCUCACCAUGGCAACCCGCCACCGUCAGCCCCCACCCGCUCAUAUCUGCUCGCCUUUUGGGGGGGGGGUGUCAGAUUUGGUUCUGUUCAUUUGUUUGUGCUUUCCGUCGAUUUACAUUAUUCUGCCUUCUGUCAGAGUUUCUCCUCUGUUCGGACAUUUCAGAGUGUUUCAUUCCAUUCGCUCGCAGACACAUACAGGCUGAGGCAGAUUACUAUUUAUUAGUCCGUAUUAAUCUGAGUAGAAGUUGUGAUUAUUAUUGUUUUUAUUUUUUCUUGUUUUGCCAUUGUUUUUCCAGAUGAUCUGUGUGUGGGUAAUCAGUUCGUGCAAUAACAGUUGUUCAUCUCACUUUGUAAUCCCGUUUUAAUUGAUGACAUGAAUGCAAGAUAACCUUAUUUUUGUAAAGAAACCUGAAAAGUGUAAAAAGAUGUAUGUAUAUGAGGAGGACUGAUAAUCACAUAGGAGCUUGUGUGUGAAUUGAUGUUGGAAUGGUGGUUUAAGGAGGGGAGGGGGGACGGGGGUGGGCUUUCCCAAAAGCCUUCAUAAAGGAUCACUAGAGUAAGAGUUGACACCUUUAAGACACAGAUUUGGCUCUUUGUUCAAGAAGGAAAAAAUGCUUCAGCUCCUCUUUUAGGCUUUUGGGAAAUCUUUGCUGUCUAGUCUUUUAAGACGGUGAAUCCUGCUGCAUGGACUGUAGCUGGCUCUCUCAAACACACCACCACUUUUAAGCACUGACGCCGAGUCAGGUUUGUUACGCCCCCCCUGUGUCCUCUCCUUCAGUCUGAGGGGCCUCGAUCAGCUGUUGAGGGUUAUCUUCUAUCCACUCCUUAGGGACUGUACAUUGUACAUACUGGGGCAUACAUUACGGUAAGCCUCGAGGGCCAAAUGUGAUGAAACUGAACAAAAUCCAGAGUUAUUUUUCACACCGAAAAAUGAAGCAUUGUUUUUUUUGAAUAUCAGUGAUGAAUAAAUGAGAUUUUAACAAACGGA